Molecule: messenger RNA, 1853 nt
Organism: Zingiber officinale
Lineage: Eukaryota; Viridiplantae; Streptophyta; Magnoliopsida; Zingiberales; Zingiberaceae
Product: pentatricopeptide repeat-containing protein At5g66520-like
Exons: 1
Coding region: 117-1712 (531 amino acids)
Biological process (GO): RNA modification
Molecular function (GO): protein binding; RNA binding
Source: RefSeq, a predicted model, not a curated record
GGUUGAUGUGAAUGUAUUUGGAAGAGUAAAAAAAAAAGAAGUUAAUUUUCAUUAUUUUUCAUGAUAUUUUGUCUUGUCAACGAUCGUGGCAUUGACAGUCCGACGGCUGCCGAGAAAUGCCGCCGUCGUUUACCAAAUACCUCAAGUCCGACCGGCGAACCCUCUGCCUUCUCCGCCAUCCCCAUCUCUCCCUACGCGGGGCCCACCAAAUCCACGCCCACCUCCUCGUGUCCGGCUUCAUUUCCGACCCCUACGCCGCCGGCAAACUCGCCGCCUUCUGCGCCGUCUCCCCCCGCGGGGACCUGCGCCACGCUACCCUGCUGUUUCGCCGCCUCCCCUGCCGGUCCGCUUUCCUGUGGAACACCAUGAUCCGCGCCCACGUCGAGCGGGGCCAGGCCGGCGACGCCCUGUCGCUCUACCGCGACAUGCUCGCCGCCGGCUUCCUGCCCAACAACUACACCUUCUCCUUUCUCCUCCGUGCCUGCGUCGAUCGAGACUCCUUAUCUGACGGGCAGAAAUUCCACGCCCUGAUCGUCGAGCUCGGUUGGGAGGCGUAUGACUUCGUCCAGAAUGGGCUGCUCCACAUGUACUCUUCUUGUGGGUGCCUCCGCUCCGCUCGCAAAUUGUUCGACGGAAGUCCCGACAGAGAUGUAGUCUCCUGGACUGCCAUGCUCACUGGCUAUGCGAAACAGGGGCAGAUGGCGAAUGCCCGCGAGCUGUUCAAUCGAAUGCCUGAGAGAAAUGUGGUGUCUUGGAGUACUUUGAUCGGCAUGUAUGCUCAAUUUGGGAGAUUCAAGGAAGCCUUGGAUGUCUUCAAUGAGAUGCAAGUUUGUGGAAUUCAGCCAAAUCAAGCAGCCAUUGUCGGAGCUCUGUCGGCGUGUGGCUCUCUCGGGGCACUGGACCAGGGGAUGUGGAUUCAUGCCUUUGCGAGGAGGAACGCAAUGGAGUUGAAUCGAAUACUAGGAACCGCGCUGAUUGAUAUGUAUGCUAAAUGUGGGUGCAUCGAGAGUGCUGUGGAAGUGUUCGAGUUAAUGCUCGAGAGGGAUGUGUUUGCAUACACAGCGAUGAUCUCUGGCUUAUCGAACAAUGGAUGCAUCAAAGAGGCAUUGGGAUUGUUUAGUAGAAUGGAAGAGGAAAGAGUGAGGCCAAAUGAAGUCACUUUCAUCUGCGCCCUUAGUGCUUGUGCACGAAUAGGCUUUGUCGAUCAAGGGAGGAUGAUAUUUGAGAGCAUGGAUGGAGUCUACUAUAUCAAGCCCGGAGUCGAGCAUUACGGCUGUUUAGUAGAUCUUUUGGGUCGAGCAGGGCUUGUCGAAGAAGCAAAGAAGGUGGUGAGCGAGAUGCCCAUGGAGCCUGACUCGUAUGUUUUGGGUGCAUUGCUAAAUGCCUGUGGAAUGCAUGGUGUGACAGAACUGGGGAGGGAAACGAUCGAGGAUCUAAAGAAAUUGCGCCUUGAUCAUGGUGGCAUUCAUGUGUUGAUGUCGAACAUGUAUGCGUCGGCCGAUCAGUGGGAGAAUGUAGCAAAGGCGAGGAGGGCAAUGGAGGUGAGACAGGCAAUGAAGGUGCCUGGUUGCAGCAUGGUUGAAGUUGAUGGUGUUGCAUAUGAAUUUGUUGCUGGAGAUCGAUCCCACAAGCAGAUCAAGGAAAUUAUUUCGGCGAUAAGGGGGAUCGAUAAGCAACUUAGAUCGUUCAGUAAUGAUCCUUCAGCAAUUUAGAUUAUAAUGACAUUUUUCAAGUUAGUGAUGUCGAGAUAGGGUUUAGGGCAAUCAAUGAGUGAAGAGAUCUACAAGGGAUCAUUUAGUUACCAAAGUUCAUAAUUAACGCUGCAAUUUGCAUCAUAAUUUAAUUCCCAUCAA